Eublepharis macularius is the source of this 1472-nucleotide messenger RNA. Its product is annotated as acyl-CoA (8-3)-desaturase-like. The transcript is spliced from 12 exons. NCBI's taxonomy places the organism in Eukaryota, Metazoa, Chordata, Lepidosauria, Squamata, Eublepharidae. Gene Ontology annotation, biological process: lipid metabolic process. Gene Ontology annotation, molecular function: oxidoreductase activity, acting on paired donors, with oxidation of a pair of donors resulting in the reduction of molecular oxygen to two molecules of water. The record is from RefSeq and is a predicted model, not a curated record. Gene Ontology annotation, cellular component: membrane. The coding region runs from base 25 to 1374 and encodes 449 amino acids.
AAAACCCUGUUCUAGGUGUUCAGAAUGCCUCCACAGUCUAGCAGUAGCCUGCUAAAGCCAGAACCUAGCCCAGAUAUCUCACGGCUUUUCACCUGGGAAGAGAUAGGGCUCCGCUCAGGUCAGAAGAACUCCAAGCAAGAGAAAUGGCUGGUCAUCAACAGGAAAGUCUAUGACAUCAGCCAUUUUCAUUGGAAGCAUCCUGGGGGCACUCGUGUCAUCAGCCACUAUGCAGGACAGGAUGCCACGGAUGCCUUCACAGCUUUCCACAAGGAUGAAGACUUAGUAAAGAAAUACCUGAAGGCACUACUAAUUGGAGAGCUGGCACCUGAUCAAUCCAACUGUGAGCCCAAUAAAAAUGAAAUGCUAAUAAAUGAUUUUCGUGAACUACACAGCAUGGUGAAGAGGAUGGGACUCCUGAAACCCAAUUAUCAUUUCUUCAUGUUAAUAUUUCUUCAUGCCCUACUGAUUGAUGUUGCAUCCUGGCUCACCAUCUGGUAUUUUGGAAAGUCCUGGAUACCAUUCCUUGUUGGUGUGGCACUAUUCACCAUAAGCCAGGUCCAGUAUGGAUUUUUUCAGCAUGAUCUUGGACAUGUUUCAGUCUUUCAGAAGCUCAAGUGGAAUAAACUAAUUCAUUUCAUUGUAUUAGGAGUUCUUAAGGGUGGGCCACCAAGUCAAUGGAACUUUAUGCAUAACCAGCAUCAUGCCAAACCCAACUGUUUCCGUAAAGACCCUGAUCUCAACAUGCACCCUCUUCUGUUUACCUUGGGGAAGCCCCUUUCUGUGGAGCUUGGCAGGAAAAAAAAGAAAUACAUGCCUUACCAAUACCAACAUUCAUACUUUUUCUUCUUGGCUCCAAUGACUUUCAUGCUUUUUGUCCAGGGUGCUAUAAUCCGCUACACAGUUAAGAGGAAAAAGUGGGUGGAGCUUGCUUUCAUUGUGAUCUACAAUAUCCGUGUCUGUCUCAUGUAUGUUCCUUUAAUGGGAUUUAAGAGCUUCAUGGCAUUCUACUGGCUGUCCAGGUUCCUAGAAAGCAACUGGUUUCUUUGGGUCUCACAGAUGAAUCACAUUCCAAUGAACAUUGAUUAUGACAAGAAUCUAGACUGGGUCUCUGCCCAGCUUGCAGCAACAUGCAACGUGGACCAAUCGCUGUUCAACAACUGGUAUACAGGGCACUUGAACUUCCAGAUUGAGCAUCACCUUUUCCCAACGAUGCCUCGGCAUAAUUAUUGGAAGGUGGCUCCCCUGGUGAAAUCCCUCUGUGCCAAACAUGGUGUUCAGUACCACUGCAAGCCCCUGCUCACUGCCUUUGCAGAUAUAUUGCGAUCUCUGAAGGAAUCAUCAGAGCACUGGGAGGAUGCCUUUCUCCAUGGCUAAGAAGAGGCAGGGGCUCAGGAAGGAAUCUCCUCAUGUUGCCCUCUAAUGUCACAGAGCAAACAGAUUUGUUGGGACAGGAUGGGCUUAACUAUGCAGUU